AUGUUUUUUUUUAACUUUAGGAAUCUGCUGAGCUCUGGCGCCCAGUCAGUGAGAGUCUAUUUGCCAGAGUCGAGGCCAAGUAUUGCCCUUUUGACUGCUCUCAUGGCUUCCGGAUUCCGACGGAUUGAUAAUCGUACAGACUACUACACUUUUCAGCCAUGUCCUGUUGGAACAUUCUCUAACUCCACUUCAGGGGGAAGGCAAGGAUGUACCUCUUGCCCGCCAGGUACCCUUCAUUUGCUUAUAUACAAUUGACCUAUAGGUGCGGUACCUUACUGCACUAGCCGUAAUACCGGUUGCCGAUGGGGAAGCAACUUGUUUGAGUGUGCAAACGACUUACCCAAGCUAAAAUUGCCUCGGGAAACGUCCAUGGAUCAGUAAAAAGGAACAAAAGAAUUUGCCAUGACAGUUCCCGAGGUUAAGUCUAUGGGAUAGUAAGAACCCAAAGAGUGUCAGGCAAUCACGAGAAACUGAAAUGUACAAAAAAUACAAGACGCUUGUUUUCGUGCUGUGUUCAUCUUGUCCCCAAAUCAUACGCGGAACUGGUUCGACAAAACAACAGGAUUAUCGAGCGCUGUUGGGAGUAUUUUCACGUUUAACAAAUUAAAAGAGCAUUCGGAAGUUUUUGUUUUUACAUCAGUGGUAAAGAAUUCGUGCUUAAGAAAUUGUUGGAGAUAAUUUUGUGGACGGUUACUUACAUAACUGCCGGCUUACAGAUUUGUUAGAAAAGUCUAACGCAACUGUUCAAAAGGAAUCUGUCGACCGUUAUUAGUUAUCACUUUGCACACCUUGCACACGGUACUGUGAAAUUCAAAAUUCAUCUAACGUGAUAUAUCGUUCUAUUGACAUGUAACAUGUUCUAAUGCUACAAAAAUGGUUGUAAAUAAACUUUAACUCCUCUGGUCGGCUAACUGAGAGACGAGUAAGUGCAUGUGGGAGUAUACUAUUGUACUGGUCCAUUCAUUGUCAUAACCGUCGUUUGACGUCAUAUUGAAUUUUAAGCUUAACAAUCUAUUUUCACCUUAAUUAACAGGUGGUUUCUACUCAGACGAGGUAGGCUAUGUUGCUGAGAACUGCAAGAAAUGUCCUAACGGUUCUUUUGUUGCAUUUGAUAAAGCUCCCGGAACUCAAAGUCAGGAUUGCAAGAAAUGCCCACAAGGUACACUAACAAUCAAACAAGGAAGAUGCUUUUUGUUAUUUCUCAUUAAAAGUUUGCGUUUACUAUCUUUCGCAGCCGUUUGACAAUUACAUACUGAAUACCAUUAUUUUACAGUUGUAAGUCGUUAGCACUCUAGCCUUCGAAUGAAUUUAAGGCUGAGGUUGAUCUUGUUUUGAGACAAACCGCCUUUGUUUUCCUAUGGAAUUUAUGCUUGAAAAUACUAGUUACCAAACGAUCGAUAUAAGUGAUUUACAAACGAGAGCAGGUAAUGGUUGUAUCAAAAACAGCGUCAACUCCGCCCUUGUUUCCAUUUAUAGCUUUAAACUGGGUUGUAAUUUAAAGGGGCUAUGUCACCCAAUCUAAUUGUUAAUGAUUUGAAACAGUCUUGGUCUUUAUCUUCGGUCUAGCGUCUUUUGUAGCUCGUUUGUAAAAUACAACUUCCAUUUAUUUUGUUGAAUAAGACAAUAUUUUGUUGUUGAAUUUUUGUUUGCGCUCUAUUUUAUGAAUGGCAUGCGUUUUUACUUCAAAACUACAAGUAAAAUUGUCGUCGCAAUUUUAUUCUUGAUCUAGCAUAACCAGAGAAGAGACGUUCCAUAAAUUCUAUCGAAAUAUCCCUUAUCUAAACCCAUUUCGCUAAACCUCUCUAAAUUCGGAACCUUGGACGUGACAGAUAACAUGAAGAAAGUCACGCGUUAAAAACAAUAGAAUUUUGACAGUUGAAAGUAAUUUGCAUAACCUCACAGCGCACAUGGAGAAAGUCACGCGUUAAAAACAAUAGAAUUUUGACAGUUGAAAGUAAUUUGCAUAACCUCAGAGCGCAUGCUCUCCAGCUGACAUAGCCCCUUUAAUGUACCAAAAAACCAAAAAAGUAGGAUUUGGUCUCCGUUAAAGCUCUUAUUUCUUUUUCGUUCUCUUAACUCAAAAAAUGAUUUUUGUGUAUGACGAAAUUUUAGUGUUUUAAAGAAAAUUGUGCAACAACAUUGCUCAAACAACGCUUACCAACCUUACCUAACUCAACUAAUAUCUAUAGCCAAAAGGUAAAUUAACAUUUCAUUUCCAACCACAGGAACAGAGACUGAUUUCUUUGCUGGAUACCGUGCUUGUAAAUGUUUGGAGGGUUUUUACAGAACAGAUAUGUUCGGUGUAUGUCGAAAAUGCGGACUUCAAGGUGGUCUGGCAUGCCAAGAUGACUAUGCGUCUUUGAAAUCUGGUUAUUGGUGGGAAUGGAGGAACAAAACACAUAUUUAUCGCUACAAGGAUUUCAUAACAAACCUGUUGGCAUCAGUACCGGCACUGGGCCCUGAUGAUGUCCAAUAUCCAUACGCGAUCCCAACACCCUAUAUGUGUCCCAGGAAAGAGUCGUGUAAAGGAGGUUUAGAGUCACAAUGUGAGAAAGGCUACGAAGGACCCUUAUGUGCAGUUUGUAGCUCUGGAUAUUUUAAACAACUGCAAACAUGCAAACAGUGUCCAACAAAGAAGUGGAUGAUCGGGCAGCUGACGAUCGUGGGAUGCGUUUUGAUGGUAAUCGUUGCAUUCCUGGCCUGGUCAAGUAAAAGGAAAGCUAAAACUUCUCAAGGUCGCACAUUCUUAGAUACAUUCUUUUCCAAACUGAAGAUUGUAAUUGGCUUUUAUCAAGUCACAUACGGUAUACUGGAAGCGUUUUCUUUCAUAAAAUGGCCAGAUUCACUGGGGGUCAUCGGUAGAUAUUCAGAAAUACUUCAGAUGAACGUUUUCCAGGUUGCACCAGUUCAGUGUCUUAUCUCGGGUUUACAAGUGGACGCCUUUGCAAAUCUGUUUGCAAUGAUGGCGAUAAAUGCUGCUGUAAUUUCUCUCUCUAUCGUGUUUUAUGGAGCGCGAAAGAUAACAAUCUUACAGAAUCGACGACUGGAUUCGGAAGGAAAGUUGAGUGAAAUUUCUCAGGCUAAAGAAAUCGUUUAUAGGAACUUGUUUUUUGUGCUGUAUGUGACGUACCUCAGUACUUGUUUUAAAACAGCUACUGUUCUGCCGCUUGCUUGCCGAGAAAUUUGUCGAGAUACAGGAGAAAAGUUCUGUUCUGUAUACCUUAAAGCGGAUUACAAUAUCCGGUGCACAGGUCCAAAGUAUAAAAGAAUGGCCAUCGCUGCGUAUAUUUCUACAGCCUACCUCUUUGCUCUGCCCACCGCCUCGUUCAUCGCCCUUUGGAAGAGAAGAGGAAUAAUAGCAGCUGAAAGUGCAAAUACACCACAGGAUUCUGUCUCCAAGUCGGAAAUGAUCACUGGUUUACGAUUUCUCUUUGAAAAUUACAAAGCUCGUUCGUGGUAUUGGGAACUGGUUGAAAUGUGCCGAAAAGUUAUUUUAACAUCUGGUCUGAUACUUGUUGGACAAGAAAGCAGGUCUUAUAUCGGCUUAGCAUGGGUAAUCGCUGGGAUGUAUGGAGUAGUAUUUUCCUUCGUCAGUCCCAUUCAAGACGUUGUUGAAAACAGACUGAUGGUUACAUCCAUUGCAGUUACAGUUGUUAACUUAGGCAUUGGAGCUGUGAGCAGGAUUCCCGCAGAAAACGUUCCAGGAUCAGACGACUCUUACAGUGAUGCAAUGUUAUUUAAGAUAUUGGUGAUUGGGGCAAAUACAUUGGUGAUCGGUCUUCUUGCUGGUAAGACAAAAGAGGAGUAUUAAGUUAGUUUGAUACAGUUAAGUUCCCGUAGCACAUCUUUUAAGUACAGGCAGCCAACAGGACAGUAACAAGUUUUGGCAGCAAGUUUGAUAAGGCUUUUCCUUCUGUAGGGAUAAAUUUUUCAUUCCUUUAUAACAGAGAUUUUUAGUAAUUAAUGAGCUGUAACUUCCCAAAUCUGAGCCAGAUAUAUAGUUGUCAGUAGAAGAUGUUUUACGUAUAACUUAAUGGUUUAAGCCAUAUUGGCUAUCGUGUGGUGUAACAGUUUUCAGGGAUCUAUCAUGCCCUUUGUUGCCAAAAUAUAGAUACUUUAAAUAACCUGAGAAAGAACGGAGCACUCCUUCAAAUGAAAAGUCAAAACAGGGUAUAACGUGUUGUGAUAAAUGAACUUUGACCAUUCAUGUGUCACGCGCGCGUGUUGUUCAGUAUUUAGGCAUGCGCACUACAGGAAUAGAAGGAGGGAUAAAAAUGGCAGUCUCAUGAACACACGCUGUUGCUCUUGAAUAACUCGACAUAAUGCUUAUACCGUUGUAAAUAAGACACAUUAUUAUGUUAAUAUUUUUGUUGGGCCAAACGAAACACUAUAAAAGAUGAGUCGGUUUUGGCGGAUAGAAAGUACUAUUUUGGUACGCAAGUACAGAGAAAUCAUUUUUAUGUGAUACAAAUUUUAGCUCUGCCUUUCCAAAUUAAAUCUUGUAGCCUCGAUCAGCUAACUAUUUUCUAUGGGUUUAUUUUCAGUUCAGUAUGCAGUUCAUUUUUAUCAGUACGUUAAGGAGUGGCUGAAAAACCCACAAUGUUCCGUUUCUUGCUGCAUGGCACUAUUGCUUCCUCUGAAUGAUAUGCAAGGGGACAUCACUGACCAGGUAGCUGAGUCGAAUGACCUGGGUAAGCAGAUGGACGUAGGACAAGUUGACAUGUCUGCUGUUACCUCUUCUAUAAGAUCCCAAGGUGCUGGGGAAAUCAGCAGAGCAGCCAAACUCGAUGGCAUCGGUACCAAGCCUGAGUGCAGCAGCAACAGAUGUCAUCGAGAAACACAGACAAAGCUUUCCGUUGUUUUGGUGGCUGGUACUUUCUGGCAAGUCGAAGAGAAAUGGAGCGCGGUAAAAGAGAGAACGUAG
Messenger RNA from Porites lobata, 4924 nucleotides. The record is from the annotation of a GenBank genome assembly. Lineage: Eukaryota; Metazoa; Cnidaria; Anthozoa; Scleractinia; Poritidae.